Molecule: messenger RNA, 2249 nt
Organism: Purpureocillium takamizusanense
Lineage: Eukaryota; Fungi; Ascomycota; Sordariomycetes; Hypocreales; Ophiocordycipitaceae
Exons: 1
Coding region: 572-1816 (414 amino acids)
Biological process (GO): carbohydrate metabolic process
Molecular function (GO): hydrolase activity, hydrolyzing O-glycosyl compounds
Source: RefSeq, a predicted model, not a curated record
AUGGAAUCGAGGCUCCAAGGGCUUCGUUGGCCUGCAAGCCCCAAUGAAAUGCAUCGCUUUUCCCGGGCUCUGUGCCAAAGGCUGAGUGAGGAGUCUCGCUCUUGAACGGAAGCCGGUGCUACAAAGUACGGAAUGAAUCGUACGCACCCCGGCCGUUACAAAUUCCCCCCUCAAACCUCGCCCCCCCCCGCGUUGGGUCGUCAAACGCGGCGGGGACAACUGAGCGCCGUGUCAGUGCCUUUGUCCAGAAAGGGACGCUGCGCGGCCGGAGACAGCGGGCUCGUAUCUGCCGGCGACGCUCGGCCCCUGUGCCGUCGAUUCAGAUUCGUUGCUUCUGCCGCCUGCACCCCCGACGAUCACUCCGCCCGCGGCAGACUUGUCGCGGGACACGGCAUAUGCGUGGAAUCAUGUUUGAAAAGAAAAGAAAAACACUUGUGACUCUGAGCGACUUCUCCCUUUUGUCCGCCUGCCUGCGUGAUCUUCCGUCGGGCUGCCGCUGUGGUUGAAGUGGUUGAGCGACUUUUGUUCUUUGUCGAGCUACCUCAAACCUCAACAAACGGCGUGGGCGACGAUGCGUCACAAAAAAGCGAGCUCCAUGCUCAUCGUUCUCGCCGGCGGUCUGGCCCGCACCGUCCAGGCCGCCGGCAGCACCGUCCAGCUCGUCAACGACACGGGCUGCGGGUGCUUCCUCACCAACGGCAGCGAGCCAACGUACUACGCGCGGCACAUGUUCUUCGACUUUCGCGACCUGAACGAGUACGCGCGCGUGCCCGACGUCGUCACCAACGACACCGUCGCGUCGUAUUCGCCUCCCACCAGCGACUACUUCGCCAGCGACACCUGGAACGACACCUGGCAGGUCCAGGGCUGGAGCAACCGCAACGGUAGCGCCGGGCGCGGCGGCGGCGGCGGCGGCAAAGGCGGCGCAGAGGGCCUCACGGGCGACGCAACCGUGCUCAUGGUCAACUCGCCCAGCAACAUCUACAUCGAGAGGAACGGCCACGUCGAGGGCGACGGGCCGACGACGACGUACUUGACGCUGCGCACGAAGCGGCUCAAGGAGUUCCAGACGGCGGCCGAGUUCCAGGCGCAGGAGUCGCACUAUCGCUUCCUCUCGCUGCGGAUGAUGGCCCGCACCGUGGGCGACCCAGGCGCCGUCUCGGCCGUCUUCACCUACCGGGAGGCGCCGUCGCUCAGCGACGUGCAAGAGGCCGACAUCGAGAUCCUCACGAGGGGCCCCCGCAACAAGAUCCAGUACACGAACCAGCCGUCGUACCAGGACCAGAGCGGCGGCGACCACGACGGCGACAGCGGCGCCAACAACGGCGACGACCCCAGGGCGACGCGCAACUCGACCAUGCCCCACGGCCUGCGCUGGACCGACUGGGCCGUGCAUCGCCUCGACUGGACGCCCCGGCGCAGCGUGUGGUUCGUCGACGGCGUCGAGGUCGCGAGCAUCGACUUCCAGGUCCCGCGCGACGCGGCCGGCCUCAACAUCAACUCGUGGAGCGACGGCGGCCAGUGGAGCGGCAACAUGAGCGUCGGCGGCGAGUCCAAGCUGCAGGUGCAGUGGCUCGAGAUGGUCUUCAACACCACGGCCGACCACGACGCCGCCGACAAAAAGGCCAAGCACCAGAAGCGCGCCACCGCCCGGUGCAAGGUCGUGUGCAGCAUCGACGAGACGAACCGCACGGGUACCGCGGCCAAGCUCUGGGAGGGUGCCGCCGCCGCCAGGCCCUCGUCGACUGCCGGCACUACGCUGCUCUGGCUCUGUGCCUGCGUUGUGGGCUCGGCCAUGUGGUUGUCGGCAGUCUGAGGGCAACAACAAUCAUCAUCAUCAUCACACACACACACGCACGCACGCACGCGCCCACACACACACACACACAUAUAUAUACAUACACACACACGUGUGGAUGGCCCGUGUGUCAGGGAACCCGGCUUCUGCUUCCCCCGCCGGCAGACACGCCCAAGAUUUUCACGGCGAGGCGUCGCUUGGCAUCCUCAUGGGGUGGCUUCGUGUAGUAACGGCAUGUGGUGUAUGUAUGAACUGUACGCGCGCACAGUCACCGCGCUUGCAUGCAGGUCAUGAUGAGAGAGCGCACAGGUGCGUCCGGAAAGUGGUAGUAGCAGUAGUAGCAGUAGUAGUAGACGACGAGGGGAGCUCAGGAAGCUUCACCCCUCCCCUCCCAUCCAGACCAUGUACCUACCUUAGUACCUUGCCAAUUGAAACAACAUAUACUACGCUG